AUGCGCUACUCCCUUUCAGCCCAGCUGCUGCUCCUGCUGGGCUCUUCGCAGCUCGUCCUCAGCUCCCCCGGCGACCAGGUCGUCAUCGCCCCCUCGACAUCAUCAGCAGAGGCAGACGGCGUCUCCGCGUGGGCCGUCGAGAGCCACAUCACCGCGGCCCUCGAGAAGCACGCCGACCCCGUCGAUGCCCUCGUCUCGCUGCAGCCCGAGAUGGCCGCCAAGAUGGCCGAGGCCCGGCUCCUCCACGUCGCUGGCGAGGCCAAGGCCGAGUGGAUGACGGAGGGAGACAAGCUGCGUCUGCGGCGCAAGGGCAAGAAGUUCCGCGACAUCACCGACUUCCAGGAGCUCUACACCGAGUCCGUCGACGCAAAGUCCGGAAAAGCCAACCUCCCCAAGAUCACGCACCAGCGCCUCGUCCGGCCCCUCUUCCCCAAGGUCAACCAGACCGAGAUGCACGACGUGCUCCGGCACAUGACGAGCUACUACAACCGCUACUACGGCGGGCCGACGGGCGAGGCGAGCUCCGUCUGGCUGCACGACCACAUCGCCGGCAUCAUCGCCGCGUCGCCGCUGCACGCCCACAUCUCGCUCGAGUACUUCACCCACGAGUUCCCGCAGUCGUCCAUCAUCGCCCGCUUCGAGCCCAAGGUCCGCGACUUCUCCAAGCCCCUGACCAUCAUCGGCGCCCACCAGGACUCGGCCAACUACCUGUUCCCGCUGCUGCCGGCCCCGGGCGCCGACGACGACUGCUCCGGCACCGUCAGCAUCCUCGAGGCCUUCCGCGUGCUCGCCACUAGCGGCUACGUGCCCCAGGACGGGCCCGUCGAGUUCCACUGGUACGCCGCCGAGGAGGGCGGCCUGCUGGGCAGCCAGGCCGUCGCCGCGUACAAGAAGAAGGAGGGCGCGACCAUCGGGGCCAUGCUGGAGUUCGACAUGACGGCCUUCGUCGCGCGCAACGCCACCGAGUCCAUCGGCUUCAUCAAGACGGACGCCGACGCGCCGCUGACGGCCUGGGCCGUCGGCCUGAGCGAGGAGUACAUCAACAUCACGACGAGCGUCUACGAGCUGAUGCCGGGCGCCGGCUCCGACUACAUGUCGUACACGAAGCUCGGCUUCCCCGCCGCGUUCGCCUCGGAGGGGAACCCCGUCGCCGGCGGCUUCCCGGGCGAGUUCGACCCGUACGUGCACACGGAGAAGGACACGAUGUGGGUGGACGACGAGACGGGCGUCUUCUCUGUCGAUCACAUGGCGCGCUUCUCGGAGCUGGCCAUUGCCUUUGCCAUUGAGCAGUCCGGCUGGGAUAACAAGUGGAGGUGA
Messenger RNA from Colletotrichum higginsianum IMI 349063, 1317 nucleotides. Its product is annotated as Peptide hydrolase. The record is from RefSeq and is a predicted model, not a curated record. Gene Ontology annotation, molecular function: metalloexopeptidase activity. Gene Ontology annotation, biological process: proteolysis. The transcript has 2 exons. Lineage: Eukaryota; Fungi; Ascomycota; Sordariomycetes; Glomerellales; Glomerellaceae. Bases 1 to 1317 code for a protein of 438 amino acids.